GUCAGAGCGUCGGGUGUCGCGAGCCAGUGACGUCAGUCGCCCGCGACGCGCGGGAUACCAUGCUGCCGGCUGUCUGCUGCCGCUCCCUCUUGCUGCAGCGACUGCUGCGUCUUCGGAGUCGCUUGGCGGUGGGGAUCCGCUCUCCUCUGCGUGACUUUGGGCACGAGCCUUUUGAGGGAGCGCAGUCACUGGGUGGACAGUCUUCCGCGUCCAGAGAGGCGGGAGAAGGAACGUGCGAGGCUGCACCCAGUCUGCCGCCCGGACCAGAAUCACCGCCUUCUCUCCCCCCGCACCUGCCGGACCCCGGGGUCCUCGGGCCGCCGCAGCUGCCGGACGGGCCACCCCCUCGGGAGCAUGGCCCCUCGCCGCCCGCCCUGGCCCAGACCCAGACCCGGCCAACUUCCACAGAGGUGCCCUUUCGGGUUGGGGAGUUGGUUUUAGCUGAGACUAGGAAGAAAAACGUGGAAGUUAAGUUAUUUACGUUGGGCAGCGUCGGGUAUUUCAGGAAGAGUCGGAGGUCCAUCCCUUUCAGCGAGAUUGAGGGGAAGUUGCCCGGCCAGUUACUGAGGAGUUCCUCUGGUAAACAGUUCAUGAUGAAGAGGCCGUCACUGGAGGACUAUGUGCUCCUGAUGAAAAGAGCGACCGCCAUAGCCUCCCCAAAGGAUAUAAAUAUGAUUCUGUUGAUGAUGAAUAUCCACCCAGGAGAUACUGUUUUGGAAACUGGCUCAGGCUCUGGUGGGAUGAGCUUAUUUUUAUCCAAAGCAGUUGGACCACAAGGAAGAGUAAUAAGUUUUGAUAUACGAAAAGAACACCACGAACAGGCUAAGGAGAACUAUAAACACUGGCGUGAUUCAUGGAAAAUAAGUCAUGAAGAAGAAUGGCCUGACAAUGUGGAAUUUAUUCAUAAGGACAUUUCAGGAGCAGCUGAAGACAUAAAAUCUUUAACAUUUGAUGCAGUAGCUCUGGAUAUGCUGAACCCUCUGAUUGCUUUGCUUGUUGUGUAUCCACAUCUUAAACAGGGUGGUGUGUGUGCUGUGUAUCUGGUGAGUAUCACACAGGUCAUUCAACUUGUAGAUGGAAUUCGUAUGUACGGCCUUGCUCUCUCAUGUGAAAAGAUCAGUGAAGUCAUAGUCAGAGACUGGGUGGUCUGCCUUGCAAAACAGAACAGUAGGAUUUCAGCACGAGAAGUCGAGUCUAAAACCAACACAGAGCUACAGUUAAGUUCUGAAGAGAAUACUGCAGCUGAAGAUGAGAUGUCUCAGGAGGAGAGUAAUGAAGACUCACAUUCUGCUUUGCCAGAUGGACCGCUCCCCUAUGUUGCUAAGCCAUCACAUAAGCAGAAGAGCCACACAGCUUUUCUUGUCAAGUUGAGGAAGUUCAAAUUUCACCCAAGCAUCUCAGGUGACAGACAGUAACUGAUCUGAAGAAGGAGGAACAUCAAAACAGAACUUUAUAUUCCAAAGCACUACUUUCAGAGAUUGGGGUUUUUAGCUGUUACUAUGGUUUGUAUAACUUUUCCUUAAAAUUUUGAAAAGUAACAAGCUUUAAAAGGGUGUGUAACAUUUCAAACUGCUUAAAUGUCUUAUUUUGAUACUUGUCUUCUAGUUAAUUUGACAUUUUCUAAAGGAUUCCAGCUGCGUCAUUUCAUUCUUCACUGCCUGUAAACCACUCCAUAGAUUUGUCUUUCUUCAUAGAAUUAUGUUUCUUUUCUUUGUUUGAUUGAUGGUCAUUGGCUACCAAAAUAAAACAUGCAUUGUAAGAAAAAAAAAUGUAUCUGUGUAUAUUAAGUAUAUAUUUAGUGGCAUGUGUGUAUUUUGGACUUUUUUAAAUAUUUAUUUUGGCUAAAUACAGAAGUUGAGAAUGGAGGGGGAAGUAGAGAUGGAGGGAAGGAGAGACACCUGCAGCACUGCUUUACCAUUUGUGGAGCUUCCUCCCUGCAGGUGGGGUCAGGGGCUUGAACCCAGAUCCUUGCGCGGGUCCCACGCGGGUCCGUGCACUUUGUAUUCUGUGCACUUGCCCAGGCGCACAACCACUCCUCCCUCCGUUUACUUCUUAUAACUCAGACUUUAAGUUUUGUUUUGUUUGCUAUCAGAGCUUCGCUGGAGCUUCACGCCUGCACAAUUCUACCAAACCUAGCAGACUCUUCCUGUUUUCUUUCUUUCUCCUCCCCCCUCCGCCAGAGGGUGAGAGACAGAGAGAGGUGGGAGAUCGCUGCACUAUUUCAUCACUCACAGAGCUUCCAUUUUGCAUGGUGUGCCUGCGGGAUGGUCCAGGACUUAGAGUGGGUCCUCAAGCAUAAUAAAACAUUUACUCUACUGAGUGAGCUAGCUCAUGUCCUUACAUUAAAAAAGAAAGAAAGAAAAAGAAAAAAAA
This is a messenger RNA of Erinaceus europaeus (western European hedgehog), 2373 nucleotides long. RefSeq names its product tRNA methyltransferase 61B (gene TRMT61B). Lineage: Eukaryota; Metazoa; Chordata; Mammalia; Eulipotyphla; Erinaceidae. The transcript is spliced from 7 exons. The record is from RefSeq and is a predicted model, not a curated record. Gene Ontology annotation, biological process: tRNA methylation. Gene Ontology annotation, cellular component: tRNA (m1A) methyltransferase complex. Bases 60 to 1415 code for a protein of 451 amino acids.